AUGCACUGCAACUGCUCAGAAGGCAUCCUGGCUACCCCUGUCAACUACUGGAUCUCAGGUCUGGCCUUGCCUGAUUGGGCCUACAAAGCGGAGUCAUCACCAGGCUCCCGGCAGAUCCAGCUGUGGCACUUCAUCCUGGAGCUGCUGCAGAAAGAAGAGUUCCGCCAUGUCAUCGCCUGGCAGCAGGGAGAGUACGGGGAGUUUGUCAUCAAGGAUCCAGAUGAGGUGGCUCGCCUCUGGGGCCGCAGGAAGUGCAAGCCACAGAUGAACUAUGACAAGCUGAGCCGGGCCCUCAGGUAUUACUACAAUAAAAGGAUCCUGCACAAGACCAAAGGCAAGAGGUUUACCUACAAAUUCAACUUCAGCAAGCUCAUGGUAGCCAACUGUCCUCCAUGGAAAGUGUGGGCACCCUCUGCCCCUCACCUGCUGUUGGGGGCCCCUGCCCUGUGUCAGUCAGCCUUGGUGCCUGUGGCUGUGCAGAAUGAGGUAGGCAUGAAGGCCAUCCCUGUCCUCAGAGCUCUGGCAGGACCUGUCCUUCUGUCCUGGAGGUCCCAGGCCACUCUCCACCUUAGAGCCCUCCCCUGCUGGUCUCCAGUAAUCUUCCAUAGCCUAGUUCCCGAGUACACCAAGAGCUAGUCUUUGUGAGCCAUACCCACCUGUGAGGAAGGGCCAUUUCUG
Messenger RNA from Meriones unguiculatus (Mongolian gerbil), 678 nucleotides. RefSeq names its product ETS translocation variant 3-like protein. The record is from RefSeq and is a predicted model, not a curated record. Lineage: Eukaryota; Metazoa; Chordata; Mammalia; Rodentia; Muridae. Gene Ontology annotation, cellular component: nucleus. Bases 1 to 636 code for a protein of 211 amino acids. The transcript is spliced from 3 exons. Gene Ontology annotation, molecular function: sequence-specific DNA binding; DNA-binding transcription factor activity, RNA polymerase II-specific. Gene Ontology annotation, biological process: cell differentiation; regulation of transcription by RNA polymerase II.